Messenger RNA from Notolabrus celidotus (New Zealand spotty), 5304 nucleotides. It is a transcript of the gene rbm47, whose product is annotated as RNA binding motif protein 47. Gene Ontology annotation, molecular function: mRNA binding. The record is from RefSeq and is a predicted model, not a curated record. The transcript has 9 exons. Lineage: Eukaryota; Metazoa; Chordata; Actinopteri; Labriformes; Labridae. The coding region runs from base 543 to 2375 and encodes 610 amino acids. Gene Ontology annotation, cellular component: nucleus.
GUCUCUCUCUCUUUCUCUCACAUUUCCCUAUCUCUGUCUCUCGCUUUCUCUAAACCUAUGUUGAAUGAGGGGUGAAUGCUGGAGGUCUGGAGUGUUGACACUGCUCUACAUGAUCAAACAAGCACCCUUUUUUUUGUCAAAAUGAAAGAGAAUGAAAAGGGGGUGGGGAGAAAAAUAUGAAGUAGGAGAAUAAGAAACAUCAGUUGAGCCAGAAUAUAUCUUCACUGUUUUACUUUCAGUUCAUGGAAAGAGUCGAGCCUCUUACACAAAGUGGGAUCUGUGUACGUCAAGGGAGCUGGGCGCUGAAACAUAAAGACAGCGUGUCAUGAUGACAUCAGGGACAGGAGGUGCCUUGACAGCGAAGGAGAGGCCGGUGAGAACCUGACGGACAGCAUAAAGGAGGAGAGGAAGAGGACGAAAAGAUGAGAAAGUGACAGGCUGGAUUCUUGCUUUUGAACGGUGGCAGAAGUACUGAUAGCGACACAGAGACUACACGUCCCAUCAUCCCACAGGCCCAGAUCUGAUUGGAUGGUUUUGUCAGAAUGACUGCCGAAGAUCCUGCUUCUUCCUCAACCAUGAGCAAUAACGCUGCCCCCUCCAAACCCUCCGGUGCCUCCCUCCACUCUCUUCAUGGACAGAUCAACGUCCCUGAGGGGGUUGUAGGUGCUCACAACGAGGCUGCUCUUGUGGCUCUUAUGGAGCGCACUGGUUACACUAUGGUCCAGGAAAAUGGUCAGCGUAAAUACGGCCCUCCUCCUGGAUGGAACGCUGCAUCUCCACCACGGGGAUGUGAAAUCUUUGUGGGCAAGAUCCCACGGGACGUUUAUGAGGAUGAGCUGGUCCCAGUGUUUGAGUCCGUAGGCCGCAUUUACGAGAUGCGGCUCAUGAUGGACUUUGAUGGGAAGAAUCGAGGGUACGCAUUUGUUAUGUACACAGAAAAACACGAGGCCAAGCGGGCUGUACGGGAGCUCAACAACUAUGAGGUGAGACCUGGGAGGCUUUUGGGGGUCUGCUCCUCUGUAGACAACUGUCGUCUUUUCAUUGGUGGCAUUCCCAAGACCAAAAAACGUGAGGAGAUCCUUGAGGAAGUCUCCAAAGUGACAGAAGGGGUACUAGACGUCAUAGUUUAUGCCAGCGCAGCAGACAAAAUGAAGAACCGAGGCUUUGCCUUUGUUGAGUAUGAGUCACACCGUGCUGCUGCCAUGGCUCGCAGGAAGCUGAUGCCUGGACGUAUCCAGCUGUGGGGCCACCAGAUCGCAGUGGACUGGGCAGAACCAGAGAUCGAUGUGGAUGAAGAUGUUAUGGAGACAGUAAAGAUCCUGUAUGUGAGGAAUCUAAUGAUGGAGACCAGUGAGGAGACGAUCAGACAGGUGUUCAGCCAGUGGAACCCUGGAUGUGUCGAACGUGUGAAGAAAAUCCGUGACUAUGCCUUCGUCCACUUUACCUCCCGGGACGAUGCUGUCCUGGCCAUGGACCACCUCAAUGGAACAGAGGUGGAGGGAUCCUGCAUCGAAGUGACGCUCGCCAAGCCAGUUGAUAAAGAGCAGUACUCUCGCCAGAAGGCCUCCAAGGGGGCCUCUGCCACCCCAGAGGCUACUCCGCAGAACUACGUUUACCAGUGUGAUCCUUACACAUUGGCCUACUACGGUUAUCCCUACAACACCCUCAUUGGACCCAACAGGGAUUACUUCGUCAAAGGAUCCCCAAUGAUACAGAACAAUGCAGGUACUGUGCGAGGCCGUGGUCGUGCCGCUGCAGGUAACCGUACCCCUGGACCACGGGGGUCAUACCUUGGGGGUUAUUCUGCUGGUCGUGGCAUCUACAGCCGUUACCAUGAGGGCAAGACCAAGCAGCUUGACAAGCCAUAUGAGCUGAUGCCCAGUCUGGAGCUUGCUGCCUCCGUCAACUCCGUUGGCAUGAAACCUGGCACAAUGGCGUUGCCGGGCUUAGGUGGGCAAUACCCAGUGUUCAGUGCAGCUCCUACAGCUAAACUGAUGGAGGAGGGGAAGGUGCACACAGUGGAGCACCUAAUCAACCCUCUGGCCAUGCAACACCCUGAACACACCACCGCUUCUGCUGCUGCUACAGUGUUGCCUGCAGUCUCCACCCCUCCACCGUUCCAGGGCCGUCCAAUUACUCCAGUCUAUGCUAUGGCCCAUAAUGUACAGCGUAUCCCCACAGCCGGCGCACUGUAUGGAGCUGGAUACGUCCCCAUCGCAAACUACGCUGCCAACACAGCAGCUCUAGCGGCUCUGCAGAAGAAUGCAGCAGUUGCGGCUGCAGCAUAUGGGGGAUACACAGGCUACGCAGUACCACAGGCUUUCCCCGCCGCGGCCUUCCAGCUGCCCAUCCACGACGUCUACCAGACGUAUUGAUCAUGGGGGUCAGACCACAUAAAACAACAAAAUCCCCUUGCAUGUGACUGAACCACCACAGCAACAUAUGUUUAUUGUAACAUGCAGAAGCAUCACUUGAACUACGAGCAUCCAAAAGACUGAAGGAAUGUCAUUUGAAUCAAAUACCUGUCCCUCCUCCUGGCCUCACGGUAUCAUGGACCUGAGGGGACCAUGAGACAUUCUUUAUCAUGCAGCAGCACUGUAUGUUUACUGAAAACAGUGAUGCUGCACACAGAGGACAGUGCCUAAACAACAAGCAUAACCUACAUUUAUGACAGUCACAACUCCAAUCUCUAUCUUUUUCUUUCAAUGUGUCUCUGACCCCUGCCACCUUGGUUCUCUGGCUACAGUAACACUGAAGGUACACUCAAGUAUUUAUGAAGAGAGGAUAGAUAUUUAAGGUUUUAUUCUCUGUAGUUUUGACUCUCAUGGGGAGGGUAUUGUUUCACUCCUGCACAAAUGAAAGAUCUUUACACCAUGUCUUAAAAAUGUGCAAAACUUCAAAGUAAAAAGAGAAAAUUUAAUUGAAAGAAAGUAACCUUGCAACUGGAAGUAUCUACUGACAAGAGAAGAAGCUGAAACUGUCUUUGGAUUAACUAAUGUUUUUUAGUUGUUUUUUUUCAAUAAUAAAUAGUAUUUUAGCCGAUGUGCUGUAGGUGAUGCUGUCCGUCCAUGCUGGUUAAAUGUGUAUGCUUCAAACACGCCUCUUUGGUACUUUUUGGUUCUUUUAGUUUUUAUUUGGUUGUUUUAAAUGAAGGUUUUCAGUGUUUUUUCAUUGGCCUGUAACUAGUUUGCAUUGUUUUUUAUGUCUCCUCUUUAAACUUAAGAGGCUUUUAUCUUGAAGAAAAAAACUUUUCGGCCAAAUGAUAUUGUGACAGAUUCCUUUGGGGAACAAAUACCAGAGAAAGAAAACUGGAAAGCUUUUUAGAUGAUGAGCAACAUGUCUUAUGUACAAACCUGAUGGAGAGCAACAUCAAGUACACUGAGUUGCUACCCAUCCUGAGAAACUGCACCAACAGGGGACUAAGACUGAACAGAUGUUAGUUUUUUUUCUCAUAUGUGUAUUUCUUUAUUGCUUUUUUUAUUGUUUAAGGUGAACAAACAUGGACAGAAAUGAGAGACAUUUUUCUAAAUGGACUAGAGCUCUCUGUCGCUUCCUAAAGUGCUCCUUAUUCUGCCAUUGGCAACCAAAAAGACCUUAAGGCUACAAACACUCCAUUUUCUGUGCCUGAAUACAGUGCCUUACAUCUGCAAACAGUAUGUGCUAAACUUUGCUCUACACUGUGCCUUUUCUUACCAAGUGAAGCCCCUGCGGUUGGCACAUCAAAGUUUGCUCCAUGUAUGUUUCCAGUGAUCUGGAUUUGUGGUAUUACUGUAUCGAGACAAGCAGGUUUCAGUCUCAAGGCUACCUCUCUCCUGUAGUCUCUUCUGGAAUGCUCCUGCAGUAAAACACUCCUCUUUAUUUCUCGUCCUUCAAACUGUGCUUGACCGAGGUGCACUUAAACGUAUUUAUAAAAGGCAAGAGAUUGUGACUUUCAGAAGAAGAGAUAUGACAUUCUGAGUAUGAAUUCAUGUGUGAACUUUCAGUGUCUGUAUAUGUUUUUCUUUGUGGAUAAGGCAAAAACAUACAAAUAUCCAGAUGAAUGUUUGGAAGGCACUUUUUAAACUCUGCAGUGUGUUAGAAACAGGUGUAAUGUUGGACUGGAAUUAACUUGAGAAAUACCUCAAGCUGAAAUAUACAAGUAGCCAUGCAUGUUUGUCACACAACACACAAACAGAGUGUAUGCAGCAACAGCCAUCUUUAAACGAGUGCAGGCAAAAUGUUUGUAUUGCUGGCUUGCAGUUUUGAACUUUUCAAUUUUUUAAAAUUCUAUCUGUUUAAAGGGGAUAUUAUUUGCUCAUAUUCUAUUAUCUCCUCAUAUAUGUGACUACAUUCUGCCCAUAAAACUACACAAGUUCAACAGUGAGGAUAACCAACACUUUGAGAUUGCAGAUGCGGUCAUGUCUCCAUCAUGGCCCCAAGAAAUCAAACAAAAAAAUCCACUCCCCCCCAAAACGGAACUAUUUGCUUGAGUCUCAUCUCACUCUGUUCUACAUUCAGCUGCUUUUCUCCUCUCUGAAACUGGAUUUGAGAUAGAAAAUAAACUGCUGAUAACUGCUUUUAUUAUUUUCUUGUAUGAUGACAAUGAGGAUAUAUUUAAUAUAUGCAUUACAUGUGUUGUCUAUGAAGUGAGAAGAAAAGGUAUAAUAUAUUCUUAAACAUAUUACUUUUCUGUAUUUACACCUUGUUUAGGGAUAACAGUCAGAGUAACAAAAGUAGAGAAAAAUGUUUUUGCGCCAAAGUGUCCAAUAGUUUUUAAAAAUUCAAGGUUAUUGUGUUUUUGUUAUGUGUAAUAUUUGGUUUGCAAUUUUUGAACUGGAUUUGGUGUUAUGAGUGGGGAAUAAAAUGGCUUAUCAGGUUGAACAACACAAUCUGAAAUUGGCCCUUUCUCACAGCCUUUUUUAUUUGACACUUUGAGCUGUGAGAGCUGCAUCUUUGCAUUUCUGUUUGUUGAAAUUGCUAAAAGUCUCAAUUAAAAAUGGUCAUCUAAUUUUUAUGGCAGAAAACAUUUGAGUUCUGCUGCCUCCCACUCAAAACACCUGCUUUGCUUUCUCUUACCUGCAUUUCACCCACACUACAGCCCCUGGUGUCAGUAGUGUGGCGCUUUAUGCCUAGUUUAACAUAGGUGUUACCAUUUUAAAAAUCUUCCUAGUGUGCCUUAUUGCCAAGAUGUGCCCUUUGCUUUUCCUUUGUAGACUGAUGCAGACUGUUUUCUAUCUGAAGGUUUGUUAAAAAAAAAAAAAGAAUCUUGUUCGGUAUUGUUAUAUUUAUAGUGAUAAGUAGAUAAAUAAAGCAUUUUCAAAAGAA